Molecule: messenger RNA, 1017 nt
Organism: Callorhinus ursinus (northern fur seal)
Lineage: Eukaryota; Metazoa; Chordata; Mammalia; Carnivora; Otariidae
Biological process (GO): iron incorporation into metallo-sulfur cluster; intracellular iron ion homeostasis
Cellular component (GO): mitochondrion
Molecular function (GO): ferroxidase activity; iron chaperone activity; ferric iron binding
Source: RefSeq, a predicted model, not a curated record
AUGGAGUUUUUUGCAAAAAAAACUGGGGCUCACCUUUGGUCCGGUGGUUCUGCAGCUGCUGUUCGCCCCUCUGCAGCAGACGCCCAGGAUUCAGAUAAUCAUGCAGCUGCUUCCUGGAGAUCUGAGCCCACAGCUGGGGACCCCUGCACUGCCCCCCCCACACAGAAGUCUGCAUCACUCUGUUCUGGGGUCACACAGAGUCAGGAGGAGCAGCUCAAGGCAAAAGGAAUGGUGGGACCUCUGGCUCUAGGUAGGAAGGAUUCAUGUGUCACUGCAGGGACUGGGAGAGACCCUCCCCCCCCCUGCACCCGCUCCCCUAGCCAGCGGCUAGAGGCCACACCCCCAGGUGGAGCAUGGCUGUGUGUCCGUUUUGCCUCCUGGCCUGAAGAAGUAGCCUCCUUCAUUUCUCCACCUACGACAGCUACUCCAAAUAGCGGUAUCCAGCUCACAGAGGACGGGGGCACUGAGGGUCAUGUCCCCAGCUGCUCCAGCCAGACCAAUACAAUCAAUCGCCGCCGGGGCCUGGGCAUUGGGACCGGAGCGACCCACGUACCCAGCCGCGCUAGCUUGAGCCUCCACCGCCUCAAUCCGAUUGUGAAUGUCGGAAAGCAGAGUGUCCCUUUGAUGACUCUGAGGACAGCGGGAACUUUGGGAGACCCUGGCUCUCUGGAUGAGACCGCCUAUGAAAGACCCGCAAAGAAGACACUGGACUCCUUAGCAGAGUUUUUUGAAGACAUCGCAUACAAACCUUACCCAUUCAAAGACUAUGAUGUCUCGUUUGGGAGUGGUGUUUUAACAGUUAAACUAGGUGGAGAUCUAGGAACCUACGUGAUCAACAAGCAGACCCCAAACAAGCAAAUCUGGGUAUCUUCACUCUCCAGUGGGCCCCAGGGCUGCGACUGGACUGGGAAAUGGGUGUACUCUCACUCCCUCCGGGCGCUGGCCACGGGGCUGACUAAAGCCUUAAAAGCCAAAUUGCACUUAUCUUCUCUGGCCUAUUCCGGAAAAGGCACUUGA